UAUAGAAGGUAAAUUCAGUGUUUAAACUACUUGUGAACCAUGGUUACUGCUCUGACACUAAUUAUACUCGUUGUCUUAAUUGUAUUUGUCGUUUAUAAAUAUUUGGUAAAUCGUAGGCGCAAUGCUUUACUUAGUGAAAUUCCUGCUUUACCAAACUUCCCCAUAAUAGGGGCGAUGAUGAAUUUUCUGAAGCCGCCAGAGAAGAUAUGGAAAUAUUUACGAGAAAUUGGCUUGCAGUACUACCCAAUCUACAGAUUUUCGGUGCUAAAUGUUGACGUUGUAAAUAUUCUAAGUCCGGAGGACAUAGAAAUAAUAUUAUCGUCAAUUAAACAUACUACCAAGAGUAUGCUCUACGACAUGUUGCACAGCUGGCUUGGAGGAGGACUGUUGACAAGUUAUGGGGCAAAGUGGCAUAAUCGCCGUAAGAUAUUAACGCCCACAUUUCACUUCCACAUUCUCGAACAAUUUAUAGAUACGUUCGUAGAACAAUCUGCGAAAAUUGUGAAUAAAUUAGAGGCCGAAUGUGAUAAGCCUUGGACCAACGUGGUUCCUCUCGUUUCCGAAUAUACACUAAACUCGAUAUGCGAAACCGCAAUGGGAACUCCAAUGGAUGAAGAAAGUAGCACAUGCAAGCGGUAUGUGCAAAAGGUGCACAGGAUCGGUGAAAUUUAUUUACACAUCAUUACGCAUCCGUGGUGUGACUUUUUACUUACAUUUGUAUUCACUCCGACAUUCUGGGAGUUGCGAAGGUUGGUAAAGGAGCUUCAUGCUUUCUCUUCGUCAGUAAUUCAAAAACGAAAGGCAACCUUUAAAAGGUCGGAUACAAAGUCAGAAACUCCAUCAAAGAGAAGACAAGCGAUGCUCGAUCUGUUAAUUUCUGCCAUGAACUCCGGAGAACCCAUCGAUGACCAAGGAAUACAAGAGGAAGUUGACACUUUUAUAUUUGAGGGCCACGACACAACUUCGGCAUGUAUUUCCUUAACGCUCCUAAUGUUGGCCUGUCACGGUGACGUUCAACAAAAAGUUGUUGAAGAAAUACAACAAGUGUUUGGAAACAGUGAUCGACAUCCCACACACCAAGAUUUAUCCAACUUACGUUACCUGGAACAAGUAUUAAAGGAAUCCCUGAGAAUGUAUCCCAGCGUACCGCUAAUUUCCAGGUUAUCAGACGAAGAGGUAAAAAUGAAUUCUGGAUACACAAUCCCGGCAAAAAGUAUAGUUCACAUUCACAUCUACGACUUACAUCACAAUCCCACCCUCUACCCGGACCCGUAUAAGUUUGAUCCAGAGAGGUUUACUGUGGAAAAUUCGAAGAAUCGCCACCCGUUUGCAUAUAUCCCAUUUAGCGCUGGACCACGUAAUUGCAUAGGUCAGCGGUAUGCAUUCCUGGAGAUCAAAAUUGUCAUAGUAGAAAUUUUGAAGAGAUUUGUAUUGGAAGCAGUUGAUUUACCCGAAAAUAUUACACUACUGGUGAAUCUAGUAUUACGUGUUAAAAAUGGUUUGAGAGUUAAAUUUAAAAAGCGAUAGCUCUUUAUAAGUGUCGUAGUCCUGGGAGAUCGCAAGCAAAAUAUCUUUCUGAUCACUACUGGCACAAAUAAAUAAAAUAAAAAAU
Messenger RNA from Photinus pyralis (common eastern firefly), 1612 nucleotides. RefSeq names its product cytochrome P450 4c3-like. Lineage: Eukaryota; Metazoa; Arthropoda; Insecta; Coleoptera; Lampyridae. The transcript is spliced from 9 exons. The record is from RefSeq and is a predicted model, not a curated record. Bases 40 to 1527 code for a protein of 495 amino acids. Gene Ontology annotation, molecular function: monooxygenase activity; iron ion binding; oxidoreductase activity, acting on paired donors, with incorporation or reduction of molecular oxygen.